CAAACGAUAAGGUAAAUAAAAGAUAAAAAAUGAAAGAGAAGACGUUGUCGUUUUAAUUAGGCCGUUAUUGAUUGGACCUUUCCCUUUGCCUAUUUAUGCUUACUUGGUUUGGGUUCCGAUCAAUUAGUCCCAUCUCUCCGCCGGCUAAAAUAUGAAGAAAAGUGAAGAAGCAAAUACGGCGUCGGCGGCGGCGGUGGUGGGUAGUACUCAGCCGUGUGCGGCUUGUAAAAUUCUCCGGCGGAGAUGCCGAGAGAAUUGUGAAUUAGGGCCGUAUUUUCCUCCAAUGGAACCUCUCAAAUUCACUAUUGCCCAUAGAGUCUUUGGUGCUAGCAACAUUAUCAAGUUGCUUCAGAAUCUUCCGAAAUCGCAAAGAGCAGAUGCCGUGAACAGCAUGGUAUAUGAAGCAAGUGCAAGAAUAAGAGAUCCUAUUUAUGGAUGUGCGGGCUCAAUUUUCCAUCUCCAAAGACAAAUAAAUGACCUACAAAUAGAGUUAGCCAAGGCUCAAGCAGAGGUUCUCAGAAUGCAUUGUCAACAAGCCAAUUUGAUGACUCUAAUUUGCAAGGAAUUGGGUCAAAUGCCAGAACCACCCAUGCAUUAUCAUCAAUCACUUAAUGACCAUUACAACAUUGCUAGCCCUCAAGGUUAUUACUCCUAUUCAUACUUAUUUGAGGAGAGUAAUGUUUUGGAGCCCCUGUGGACUUGAAAUAGUAUUUAGUCUAGUUUAGAAUCAAUGGAAUAGAUUAGGCUUUGAGAUAUUACCUUCAAAAAUAUUUCGUACCCAAAUACCCUUUCAAGCUUUGAGAUGCUCCAAAUAGUGACUCAAUACUACUCUCUCGUAUAUUUGACUUUAGUAGACUCACCGGAAUUUUUUUUA
Molecule: messenger RNA, 874 nt
Organism: Cucumis melo (muskmelon)
Lineage: Eukaryota; Viridiplantae; Streptophyta; Magnoliopsida; Cucurbitales; Cucurbitaceae
Product: LOB domain-containing protein 1-like
Exons: 2
Coding region: 152-703 (183 amino acids)
Source: RefSeq, a predicted model, not a curated record